Candida dubliniensis CD36 is the source of this 5538-nucleotide messenger RNA. RefSeq names its product Spo72p (gene SPO72). Gene Ontology annotation, molecular function: phosphatidylinositol-3-phosphate binding. The record is from RefSeq and is a predicted model, not a curated record. Gene Ontology annotation, cellular component: extrinsic component of membrane; phagophore assembly site. Bases 1 to 5538 code for a protein of 1845 amino acids. NCBI's taxonomy places the organism in Eukaryota, Fungi, Ascomycota, Pichiomycetes, Serinales, Debaryomycetaceae. Gene Ontology annotation, biological process: autophagosome assembly; reticulophagy; piecemeal microautophagy of the nucleus. The transcript has a single exon.
AUGAUUCCUCAAUGGAUACCCCAGAAUAUACAGAAAAGACUACUUCUAUAUGUGUUACAACAACUAUCAUUAUUUUCCGAAAUAGAUUUGCCAAAUCUUGAAGAAGUGUCCUUAAAUAAUAUAAUUCUAAAAGAUGUUGCACUUGAUCCUGAAAAAGUGGGUAAACUACCUGGAUGCAAUUUGAGAUAUGGUCAAAUUGGAUCCUUGGAACUAACAACGAUAUCAGGUAUAAGUGGUGUCAACAUAGACGUUAAUGAUGCAGAGAUUGUGAUAUCACCUGACUUUGAUAUUGAUGAAAGUAUGACUAAUCAAGUAGCAUUCCUGUUGGCCCAGAGUACUGCCAAUUUAGCUAACACUAUAAUGUUGGAUACAAACGACGGAUCUGAUAUUAACGAAACGUCUGAUCAGACCCUGGAUGAUGAUGAUGAUGAUGAUAUAGAUGAGAAAAUUACUAAGCCAAUACCACCAAAAAGGCGAACAAGCUCUGUUACUGGUAACAAAACUACGGCAUUAGGUGGAGUAAUGCAAAAAGCAGUUGAAAUUGCAUUGCUGAGAUUACUGAUAAGAAUCAAUUCGUUAAAAAUAAAAAUUGUGUCUGACCUGACCGAUCUUCAAAUGGAGGUUGAUUCUGUUAGUAUAAACAGUACAAAUGGAACAAGGACUGUAAGUAUAAAAGGAGUCAAAUUGAGGACGUUGAAACCUAAUGUGAAUCCAGGUGAAGGAUUCCACCCCACCCCUGACCAUGCACCACAGAAGAAACAAGAAGGUAACGAAAGUGAUUCACCAAUGAAUGAGGACGACGGUGAGGGUAAUAGUAAGGAUGAUGAUGAUGACUAUGGUAACGAGUCUUUAAUGGAUAGUAUGGUUUUUUCCCAUGAGGAAGCAAGCUCGAUAUAUAUGAGUGCAACAUCACGAUCUUUCGAAAAAUCGACAGCAACGGGAGUACCUGGUGAAGUGGACAAUAAAGCAACAGACAAAGAAGAUUAUUCUAAGGAUCCCCCAAUAAUAUUUUAUAUGGAUGAUUGCACAAUUGAAUUUGAUGGUUUGUCCACAAUUUCUAAUCUUGAAGUAGAAGUUGGAAACAUAAAUCUAGCAUUUACUCCCUUAACUCCAACUUUGGUGUCAAUAUUUCAAGGAGUUGCAAAAAGUUUAAAAAUAAAGUAUUAUCAACAAAAGAAAAAGACAAAGAGCAGACAAACUCAAAGGAAUGAAAAGUUCCCACAGUAUACGAAUGACAGUGAUGAAAUUCCUGAAGAACUGUCUGAAUCAGACGAUUCCUUGCAUGAAUCCUUUUUUAAUAGGUUUAGAGUCAAUAGUUUUGUCAUAAGUGCAACCUCUGCUUUAUCUGAGAAUGGUUUAUUUGCAAACAAGAAUGGCGUCAAUAUAAUUUUUUCGAAUAUCAACAUCAAACAAAAGAAUGAAUUAUUACUAUAUGGUGGUGUCGAGUCUUUUAGAAUUGUACGAUUUGAGGAUGAUGGUUCCUACGAUAUUUUUCAUUUUGAAAAACCACAAAGUGUUCCAUCGUCAGCAGCAUCACAUUCUGUUUCAAAUGAUAUGACAGGCACAUCGUCGUCAUCAUCAACAGGUAGUGCCACUUCGAAAGCUGACAUUCGUUUUGAAGUCUUUAAAAAAUCUGAAGAUUCUGAUAAUUUAGAAGUGACUGUUUUAAUGGCUAAAAGUGCAAAUUUCAAGUUUGAUCUCCAAAGCCUAUUGAUUUUAUCCAAUUUUGCCAAAGCUGCUGGUUCUAUGUAUGGUGAAUAUGGACUUCUCAAAUCUGUGAUUGAUAAGUUGGAUACAAGAGAUAGGAAAUGGAACAAUGGUUCCAAUAAUUCUAAAACCCUGUCAAAGAGUGAAUUUAUUCUACAGACAGCGACAAUUUUUAUGAAUUUAAAAAUAUCAGACGAUUGCCAGUUCCGGCUUAUUGUGUUUCCUAUCAAGUUUAAUCUUCUUCAAGACCAAUUGGCAAUAUCAAAAAUCCUACUUAAUUGUACUCAUGGAGAUACUCAAACAGAGGGUGUAAUAACUUUAACAGAUAUUAGCUUGAUUACCAAGAACCAAGAAUUUAGAGCUUAUUUGCAAUCAGCCACCACAUCUUCCAGCACACACCCAUUACCUAGAAAAACCACUAUUAAUUCCAAACUUAAUUUGAUUGUUCAAAAGCUUUCGCUGAAUUUAUCCAUGUCUAGAUUGAAAUUCAUUGGAGAAAGAUUAAAAAAAUUUUUCAAUGAGUUUAUAGAGAGAUCGCCAACACAGUCCAACUCUUUGGAAAAUUCCUUUUUAACUGAACCAAUGGAAGUGCAGCGAUUAGAAAGUUCACUCCAUAUGAACUCUUCGUUGUUUUCUACACGAAGGCCUGGAAGACGACUCGGUUUGGGAUUCAAUAAUUCUCCUAGUGUCUUUUUGGGGUCAAGUCGGGUUACCAUGGCAAGUUUCCAAGUCUGUUUAAAGGAGGCAACUUUUAAUAUUGCUGAUGUAUUUCCAAACUUUGGGGAUUUGAGUGUAAAAAUGUUGGAUAUUUCUAUUUACAAAUUGAAAAAUAGUAUUUUGGGGCAUGUACUCUCCGUCCUUGUCCAGAGAAGGAAUGGUGAUUUGGUAGAGAAUUUGGUACAUCAGUAUCAAAAUUUGCCAUCUAGUAGAUUCGAGUUCCCAUUGCUACUGAUCAAAUGUAAACUUGGAGACAAAACAACUAAAGUCGAAAUCACUGCCAGAAAUCUUUUACUUGAAUACUAUACAAAUUGGUUAUUAUUGAUGGAUAAGGAGGAAUCUAUCAUUGACGCAGUUGAGGAAGAAAUUAUUGAAAAAGUGACUCCUUCACAACUGUCUUCAUCCCAAAAUAAAUUAGAUAUCAGGUAUUCAAUGUUUGAUUGUGUGGUUGGUUUGACUCCAGGAAGGUUGAGCUGUAAAAGUUAUUUGAUUAUUGGUAAAGGUGACACUGAUAUUUCUUUUGGUGUUAAUCAGUUUUAUGUCAAAUGUUCGUUUAGAAACAUAUCCAUGGUUUUAAUUGAUGACGUGAAAAACAUCGUACCAUUUAGUGAGCCCAGUAUAUCAUCUGCUAAUCAUCAAACACCCUAUGUUUAUAUUCAGCCAUUAGAUUAUUACUCAAAAUUAGGGUACAUUCAUGUUGGUUUGAUUAAUGUUGCCCAUGUUGGCAUUACAUUUAAUACUGAUAUCCAAGCAUUAAAGGAAAGAAAUGAGAAACUUGGAAUUAAAGAUAGUUUGACAUUUGUGGAUCUAAAAAUAAAUUUAGAUGAAUGCCAAUUUAACUUGUGUGCUGAUACUGCAAACACUUUGAUUCAAUUGGUUAACGAUUUAAAAUUACCGUUGAAUUUCCGAGAUGAAGAUAAAAUGAAAGUGGAUUUUGCUGAUGGUAUUAAUGUCAUGCAGGAUAUUGAUCGGAACAUCUUUAAAGGGUUGACAGAAACAUUAACGGAGUUAAAUCUCAAUGACACAGAGAAUGGGUCUACCAGUGAAAGCAGUUCACAAGAGGCGUCGUCAUUAAUAUUUGAAGAAGGACACUUUGACAAGGGGAAUCGAUCCCUAUAUGACAAUUCACAUGUUGAUCCUCUUCAUAUAAACAUCAACUUGUCAAAAGUUAAAAUAUAUUUACACGAUGGAUAUGAUUGGAAAGAUACUCGAAAGGCAAUCCGUGGAGCCGUUAAGAAUUUUGAAACAAAACAAACAAUGGCUAAUGACAACGACAACAAAAAAGAGAAAAAACGUAAAGUUGAAUUUGAAACUCAAGAUAUUGAAGUUCGAGAAGAAAUUUUCCAAGAGACAUUGUUUCAAUCGAUUCAUGUUAUUGCUCCUCGUAACCAGAAUGCACGUGAUAUGGCUACCAGUAUCAAUUUAGAUCUUCAGAAUGAUAAAGAUAAUGAAAGUCGUGAUGUGUCAACGACAAACCCUGGUAAGAGUUAUAAGAAUCUAAAAUUAAGAAGGUCAGUAAAGUACAAGCUUUUUUUUGAUUUAAAAAGUAUAGAAGUUGGGGUGAAUGUUUAUUCCACAAGAGAUCCUAGACGUGAUAAGACCGAUGAGAAUAUGAAAUACGAAUUAUUGAAUUUUAUUGAAUUAAGAGUGGGUACAGUUAACAUUUAUGAUAACGUAUCUACGUCAACAUGGAACAAGUUUUUAAGCUAUAUGAAUAUACUUGGUGAUCGAGAAAUUGGAACCAGCAUGGUAAAAGUUUCAAUUUUGAAUGUUAGACCUGAUCCUACAAUGGUAUCUGGUGAAGCAAUAAUGAAUGUAUCGGUUUUACCCUUGAGAUUGCAUAUAGACCAAGACACCCUUGAUUUUUUGGUUAGAUUUUUUGAAUUUAAAGAUGAAAGAUUUCAAUUGCCACCUGAUGAAAUGGUUUAUAUACAAAAAUUUGAAAUAAGUUCAAUCAAGUUGAAAUUAGAUUACAAACCCAAAAAAGUUGAUUAUGCAGGGUUGAGAUCUGGUAAGGCGGGGGAAUUUGCCAACUUUUUCACUUUGGAUGGGUCUACUCUAACUUUACCUAAAGUCAAAUUAUUUGGCAUACCUGGAGCUCCCAAAAUUGGUGUUGGUUUAGGUAAGGCGUGGUUACCUGUGUUUCAACUGACGCAAGUUAUUGGUAUUAUAUCAGGUGUGUCUCCAUUGAGGUCAGUGGUCAACAUUGGUGGUGGUUUUAAAGAUUUGGUUGCUAUUCCAAUAUCAGAAUAUAAGAAAGAUGGUCGGUUGUGGAGAAGUAUCCAAAAGGGUACUGUUUCAUUUGCCAAGACUACAGGUUAUGAAAUCUUGAAUUUAGGAGUUAAGUUGGCUUCUGGAACACAAGUAUUAUUAGAGCAAGGAGAAGAAAUGCUAGGUGGAGAAGGUUCUAGUGUGAGAAGUCCAAGCUCAAGUGGGUUGGAUAAUCGACGUAAUUCCAAUGCUUCAGAUGAAUUACCUGUCGAAAUUGAAAAACACAAACCCCAAAAUAAUCUACUUGUUAGUUCACAAAUUUUGAAUAAAGCAUCAACAAGGAUGGAAACUCAGGGUUACGGCACUAAAAAACUAUAUUCCAAUGUUGAGUUAGAUGAUGAGGAUAUGGAUGAUAAUGGAAUCAAUAAAGAAUUGCUUAGUAAAUCGAUAUUUUUAUUAGCUCCAGCAGAAGAGAAACUAGCCAAAUCACAACGACGUACCAAAGACAAUCGUGCGAAUUUAAUUGAAGGUGAAGUCGAAGAUGAAGAUGAAGACGAAGAGUAUCAACUUUAUGCCUAUGAAAAUGAAGAAGAAUUACAAGAAAAAUUGGUUAGUCUUUAUUCGAAUCAACCAGAAACAAUUGAGCAAGGAUUAAAAUCGGCAUACAAGUCAUUGGGUACUAAUUUAAAACUCACCAAAAACCAACUACUUAAAUUGAGGAGAGAAUUGGCUGAGACUGACACGAUACAGGAUUCUAUGGUGACAGUGUUGAAGAAUUCUCCAAUUAUUUUGAUGCGCCCAUUGAUUGGAUCUACUGAGGCGGUCUCUAAACUAUUGAUGGGGGUGGGGAAUCAAAUAGAUGGUAAAAAACUUGUGGAGAAAAAAGACAAAUAUCCUACCUAA